Molecule: messenger RNA, 1686 nt
Organism: Glarea lozoyensis ATCC 20868
Lineage: Eukaryota; Fungi; Ascomycota; Leotiomycetes; Helotiales; Helotiaceae
Product: Class II aaRS and biotin synthetase
Exons: 2
Coding region: 1-1686 (561 amino acids)
Biological process (GO): prolyl-tRNA aminoacylation
Cellular component (GO): aminoacyl-tRNA synthetase multienzyme complex; cytoplasm
Molecular function (GO): proline-tRNA ligase activity; ATP binding
Source: RefSeq, a predicted model, not a curated record
AUGGCGGACAAUCCAGCCGAGCCCUCCAAGAGCGCCCUUAAAAAGGCAGAAAAGCAAGCCAAGAUGGCCGCAGACAAAGCCGCAAAAGCUGCGAAGCAAGCGACAGUAGCCGUCGUAGGAGGAAAGAAAACCGACGAUAUCAUCGGUAUCACAGUCUCCAAGACAGACAAUUUCUCAGCUUGGUAUCAGGAAGUUGUUUUGAAGGCGGAAAUGAUUGAAUACUAUACCGAAAUCUCUGGAUUCUUCAUUCUGCGCCCGUCAUCCAUGUAUAUCUGGAACACGAUCCGAAAAUGGUUCCAGGAGCGCAUUGAAGCUAUGGAUGUUGAGGAGGCUAGUUUUCCCAUGUUCUUGUCGUCAAAAUCUUUAGAGAAGGAGAAGGAUCACGUUGAGGGGUUUGCUCCAGAACUUGCUUGGGUCACGAAAGCUGGUGAUAAGGAUCUCGAAGUCCCAGUCGCCGUUCGUCCCACCUCCGAAGCCGUAAUGUAUCCAUACUACUCAAAGUGGAUUAGGAGUCAUCGAGAUCUUCCGUUGCGACUCAACCAGUGGAAUAGUGUUGUACGAUGGGAGGCAAAGCAAACUACCCCCUUCCUUCGAGCGAGAGAGUUUUUGUGGCAAGAAGGUCACACGGCGCAUUUCACAGAAGAAUUGGCUGGUGAAGAGGUUCUCCAAAUUCUCGAAUUGUAUGCAGGUGUCUAUGAGCAGCUGCUUGCUGUUCCUGUUGUUCGAGGCCGAAAGACCGAGAAGGAGAAGUUCGCGGGAGGUUAUUACACUACAACUGUGGAGGGUUACAUUCCAUCUAAUGGACGUGGUAUCCAAGGUGCGACAUCUCAUUGCUUAGGUCAAAAUUUCAGCAAGAUGUUUGAUAUCACAGUUGAGGACCCAACUCCAAAAGCCGACGGCGUAGAGAAAUCUCCACCAAUUCACGUAUGGCAAAACUCCUGGGGUUUAUCCACUCGAGUCAUUGGAGUCAUGGUAAUGAUCCACGGUGAUGACAAGGGCCUUGUUCUUCCCCCAAGAAUCUCAAAACUACAAGUUAUUAUCAUUCCCGUUGGAAUAAACAAGAAGACUACCCCAGAGGAAAAGUCGAAACACUACGACCAACUUCAAGAACUAAAGGACACGCUCAAGAAGGAAGGUGUCCGCGCCGAUUACGAUAUUCGAGACAGUUAUACCCCAGCUUGGAAAUUCAAUGACUGGGAACUCAAGGGUGUUCCAAUCCGACUCGAAUACGGACCUCGUGACGCCGCCGAAAAGCAAGUUUCCUACGCUCGUCGCGAUACUGGCGAGAAAGGAAGUCUUAAAAUCGACAGCCUAGCGUCUACCGUCCCAGCUCUUCUUGAGAAAAUCCAAAACGAUAUGUACACCAAGGCCGAAGCCAAUUUCCGAGCUCAUCGCAUUGUAAUUAACAAAUGGGAAGAGGUCGUGCCUGCUCUCGACGCCAAGAACGUUGUAUUGAUUCCUCACUGUCUAGCCGAGAAGUGCGAGGACAAGAUUAAGAAUUUGACGACUGGAACACAAGAGGAAGCUGAAGGACCAGCGGAAUUGAAAGCGCCCAGUAUGGGAAUGAAGAGUUUGUGUAUUCCGUUCGAGCAACCAGAGGGCCUGGUUAAGGGAGAGACCAAAUGUUUGAACCCUGAAUGUACCGCUUUGGCGGAGAAGUGGUGUAUGUUCGGGAGGAGUUAUUAG